GACGAUGCUACACUGGUUCUGUCGAAACUCUAUACUGCCAUGAUCGGCGACGAUACAUCCAAUCUCUUCAAACUCCACAGUAUGUGCAGGUAUUCAAGAUUCAUUGCUGAAGAGGUUCGUAACAUGCAUCGAGUGUGUAGGGACCUGAAUUUUCUGCAGUAAAUUGAUGUACCCAAGAGAGGGCUUUUUUGAUGAUUAAAAGGUGUAGUGUGUUUCCUGUAUAUAAGUAUGCUCCUCAAUAUAUCCCACGCGGGAUUUUGCAGUGAAAUUAAAAGGAUUGAUUUGGGGGAAUCAUGCAUAAAAUACUUUUAUAUUUGGGCAAUAUGAAUUUCCCCUAUUUUUUGCUACCAUGAUUUCCUCCCCACACAAUCACGGUGGAAUCAAAACCCCUAAUGGUAGAGGAUUUUGUUUUGUGGUUGAAGAGCUGUAUAUAAACCCACGCGACUACCAAGAUGACACACACCACUACCAAUCAUUAUUUAUCAAACCUGUGUGUGUAGCUGUUGACGGAUUCGUUGUGUAGGUUCCACUUCUGGAGUGUGAAAUAUGUAUCAAAUUCGGAAAAGCCCAAGGAUUGGAAACAUCAAAUCUGCCAGUGUGAACGUGGGCAAGGCAUAAAAAAAAAUUGUGGAUGUUCAUGAAGCCGGUAUGUUAGGAAAGAGGCACCACUCGGGAAAUCUGAUUAAUGGUAAUAGGCCUUCAAAAGGUGUCCUUCAGAAGGCUGCACCUGCGUCAGACGGUAUGGUGGAAGAUGAUGAUUUUGUUGAAACCGUCCCCAAGAUGUUAGUACCAAAACAUGAAAAGCCAAAGUUAAUAGACAGGAAGAAAAAGGGUGAAAUAAAUAUUGGUGGAGAGUACCCUCAUAAGAUACGGACGAGAUCAUCACCUAAGUCGCUUUAUGAAGCUCUUCAAAAGUUGUCUACGGAGCAAAAAGAUUGUGUAAGACAUAUAGGGUUUGGGAAGAUGUUGUCGUUUACCGUUGACGGUAUACCCGGACAGCUGGGACACUACGUCGUGGACAAUUUGGAUACAAAUAGGAUGUGUAUUAAAUUGGAGAGGGGGUCGAUUGAUAUUACCAAAGAGGCGAUACAUCAGUUAGUUGGUGUUCCCAAUGGUGGGGUGUGGAUGAAUAAUAUUGAUGAUAAGAGAGCUGAUAAAGCAAUGAGCAAACUAUGGAGAGCUCACUAUCCGAGGGAUGAGGUGAGCCCCGGUGAUAUUGCUAAGCGACUAGAAACACACAAAGUUGCUGAUUGGAUGUUUAGGGUUGAUUUUCUGCAGCUGUUCUCAAGCAUAAUGAUUAACUGCCGGAAAAACGGGAAAUGCAAGAUGUGCCUCCUCCCCUACUUCACGGAGGAAAGAGAUAUUAGUGAACUAGAUUGGUGUUCUCUUAUAUACAAGACAAUAGCUGAGUGUAAGGACGAUUGGGUACGGGACGAUCGAAAAAGUUAUUUCGCUGGUCCUCUUACAAUUCUGACGCUGUUAUAUGUUGAUUGCACAAAUUGUUCUGGGUUGCCGCUUGAAAGACGAAAGAUUGCAUUGGCUGAUUGGGAUAUGAAUAAACUUAAACAAAGACAACAUGCUGAAAUACAGUGUGGAGGAUUUGGGAGAGGAGAAACCAGGAAGAUAUUUGUUGAAUGUGGAGCAGGCACUGCUCAAGUAUCUGAAGCGAAAUCAGAGGGACAGGUUACUGAAGAACAUUAUAUUCGUAUGAAUCAGUUGGACCGUAGAUCAGCCCAAGUGUUGGGGUUUGUGUCAAAGUUGAAUGAUCUCAUGUCGGCUAUGUCUCGGUACAAGAUGGAAUUUGAGAUGGUCAUAAAGGAAGCCUUAGGAUCUAAUCCACAAAAUUCAGACAUCAUAAAUAUAUCAUCUAAAUACGAUGAUUUGUUUUCUGUGAGACCCGAUGGAAAUAAAUCCAAUGAAGUUAGAAAUGAGUCUAUAUCCAAAGGGAAGGAGCUGAUGGGGGUUGAUGAAGAACCAUUAUCACAGUUCUGGACCGACCCAACAUCUUUUGACAACAUUUGCAAAACUGUUGACAGUCUGGUGCAGAAACACCUCAAUAGUGGAAAUGGAUUUUUUGAUGGGACAUGUGAACCUUCCUUCAGCCUUGGACUUACGCAGGGGGAUGUAAUGUGUGAUGCUAAUUUCAUCACACCAACGCGUGGGCAACACCAAAGUGUGGAAAGUGAAGAUGAUGACCAUAUACCUUUGAGUGUUGUUAUGGCACGGCUCAGUAAGGAUGCAGCUAAACGUGAGAAAUCAAAACGGAUCACACGUGUAAGCAACUUACUGAGGUCGCCAUAUAAGAAUAGGGUUGUUGAUAUCAACAACCCUGAGCAUAAAGAAGAAGAAAAAGUGUGGGAGUAUCUGUGGCGUAUAUCAGGAGAGCAAGGGGAGGUGAUUUUCUCCACAAGGGAUGGACGUGUUGGAGUCCGUGGUUUGUUUGAGAGCUUGCAGCCAAAUGCGGUGGUUGAAAACAAUGUCAUUGAUUGUUGGUCGAUUGUUUUGAACCACGAGGAGGGUGCGCGAAGCCCGGAUUCAGAAUACAGACUCUUUAUAGGAUGCUCUGUUCUUGUAAGUAUUAGUGAUUAGUACAUACGUAACCUGUUUGUCGAACAUAGUGUCAUCAUAUGGAAUGGUUGUUUUAAUCCUGGGCCUCA
Helianthus annuus (common sunflower) is the source of this 2657-nucleotide messenger RNA. RefSeq lists its product as uncharacterized. The record is from RefSeq and is a predicted model, not a curated record. NCBI's taxonomy places the organism in Eukaryota, Viridiplantae, Streptophyta, Magnoliopsida, Asterales, Asteraceae. Bases 649 to 2589 code for a protein of 646 amino acids. The transcript is spliced from 8 exons.